Messenger RNA from Aspergillus ibericus CBS 121593, 1712 nucleotides. Its product is annotated as Stk19 family serine/threonine-protein kinase. Gene Ontology annotation, molecular function: protein serine/threonine kinase activity. The transcript has 2 exons. The coding region runs from base 78 to 1232 and encodes 384 amino acids. Gene Ontology annotation, biological process: protein phosphorylation; positive regulation of Ras protein signal transduction. NCBI's taxonomy places the organism in Eukaryota, Fungi, Ascomycota, Eurotiomycetes, Eurotiales, Aspergillaceae. The record is from RefSeq and is a predicted model, not a curated record.
GAUUCUCUCGUCAUCUUCUUUCACCUUCUGUCCUUUCCUCCUCCUAUCUCGGACCGAGCUGGCUUACGCACCCUGCCAUGCCCUUGCGCGUUACAUCCGCUCCCGUCUCUGGUGUUAAGAAGAACCGAAAGCCCGCUAACUCGAGGCCACGCGCCUCUCCCUUCGCCGCUCAUGCUCGUCGCAAGGUUUCUGCGCCGUCAUCGUCCGGCGCUUCCAAGCCCUACGACGAGCACGAGUAUGAUCAAGGCCCACUGCCAGACCUCGGGGCGUCGCGCUAUAUCCCCGAAACUGCCCCCGUGAAAGAUGUGGUCCAGGCUCUCCAGUAUAUCCGCAGCAGCAUGUUCGAGGACCUCCCUCGCCGGGCGGGGAUGAACAGCACGCGCAUCGUCGAAGUUCUCAAUUUCCGUCGCUCUCUUCCUCCUCUCGCCUCCGUCGCACAUGUUCAUAUGCUGCUAGAUGCGCCUACCAAGGUAGAGAAGGAGAUCGUGGAGCUGGUGCACACCGGUCGGGUCCGUCGCUUGAUCGUUCCCGGGAGAGGGAACGAUGCUGCUGGGCUAGGCGAUUGCCUGGUCCUGACCGAGGAGUGGGAGCGGCUGGUGCAAGAUAGUUCUGCUUUGGAUGCGCCACUGAAAGGCAAGUUUCUGGAACUGCUUGGUCGGAUCGGAAACACAUGCGCCAUCCCUGGGGCGACCUUCUCUCCGCCGGAGACUAUGGCCUUGGUCCGGGCUGGCUUUCUCGUUUCCUCUUCCUCCUUGGCCAAGGGAUCGUCGAGCCUUGCUUCCCUCCCCGUCUUCCCUGCGACCUCCCCCACCCCAGCUUCCGUUUCCGCGAGCCGAAGUGACACUGACCAUACCAGCGAUGCCAACUCGAGCCCUCGUUCGCAAUCCUAUUCGGCGACACUCUUCCUCUCGCUUCCAAAUACUGGACCCUACCUUCGUCUGCUGGGCGCUGGCCGGUCGCACCUACUCUCGCUCCUGAAAAGGUCGAGUGCAAGUGAGGUCCCUGCCUACCUCUUGCGUGACCGCUGGGACGGGGCAGUCGAGAGCGAAAAGAGUUUCAGCGUAGCGAAGAGAGCACGAGGCGAGUUUGCGGGGAUCUUGCCCGGUCGAACGAAAAGGUGGAAGGAGCUUUAUGGGAUGAACUUCCGCUGGGUUUUGGAGGAGGCGCUCGGGGCUGGGUUGGUUGAAAUCUUUGAUACUGGCAGCGUUGGCCCUGGGGUGCGCUGCCUAUGAUCUGGGUAGAUGCUCAGUCGGCGGACUGCUCUAUACCAGGAUGACCGUGAGGCGGGUAGUGACAACUCCCGCUGUUCAAGCUGCUGCUGCUGCUUCCCCAAAGUUGUCUGUCUCGAACACGAUGCCGAAAGGCCUCGCUAGCCAUCAGAUGGCCUUCCAGGGAUCCCAACUCUGUAUAUAGCCUAGUGCAUACACUCAGAUAGUAUAUAGUUCGUAGUGAGGAGGGCAACUGAUCGAAAGUAAGUUACUAACACUCACUCAGCCGAUUGACCCCAGCCCAUACCAGUGUCACUUCCCCCAGUCCUGCUGGGCUUGAUUCUACUAUGUGAAUGCGGGAUUGCUCGAUUGAUCUUCGAUUGUCUUUUCAUCGGCAAGUCGAAGAAAUGGAAAGAAAAGGAAAGAAAGCUGCUAGCUAGCACACAUGAACCUAGUAGAAUAUUGUUUGGCGCGUCCGAAGAAACGGAGGGAUGUUGACUCAAG